GGCAGUCGUCGGUCGGGGGAGGUUUUCUGAUGGGGAACUGCGCGGCGUCGCGGCACGCCGGGGAGUCGUGGGCCGACGACGGCGAGUGGGAGGAGGCGUCGUCCACGUCGGAUGACGACCACCACCGCCGCCACCACCAUCACGACGGGUCGGAGGAGCACCUGUCGGAGGUGACGAUCAGGAUCACCAAGAGGCAGCUGCACGAGCUGAUGGAGAGGAAGACGCCCGGCGGCCGGCGUAGCAGCACCCGGCAGCUGCUGGCCGACAUCAUGGACUCCGGGGAGGUGCACCACCAUGACGUGCACCAGGAAGAGCACUGGAGGCCCGCGCUGCGGAGCAUUCCGGAGGCCGUCGAGUCGUGACAAGACUUGGUGGUGGCUACGUACAAACUUACGUACGCUGCACUGCCGAGCUCUCUGGGAAACAGAUUAAAGUUGCCAUUUCCCUCCUAGCCUCUUUUCUCUUUUCUCGUUCCCACGGUGUGUUUCCAUGUCCUUGAAUGGUUGUCCAUGACCAUGCAUGUACAAAGAAUUGGAUUUGGAUAGUUCGUUCACAUUGUCACUGAUGCAGCACAUAAGAUGUACGUCUAGUGAAAUACGUAUAGAAAAUUG
Messenger RNA from Triticum dicoccoides, 611 nucleotides. RefSeq lists its product as uncharacterized. The record is from RefSeq and is a predicted model, not a curated record. NCBI's taxonomy places the organism in Eukaryota, Viridiplantae, Streptophyta, Magnoliopsida, Poales, Poaceae. The transcript has a single exon. Bases 30 to 362 code for a protein of 110 amino acids.